Messenger RNA from Didymodactylos carnosus, 1851 nucleotides. NCBI's taxonomy places the organism in Eukaryota, Metazoa, Rotifera, Eurotatoria, Philodinida, Philodinidae. The record is from the annotation of a GenBank genome assembly.
AUGUUGGCUAAAAAAAUGACGGUUUUUUAUAAAUUAUCUCGUGAACAACUAUCAAAACAACCUCAUUAUGCUUUUGGUCUUCGUGCAUUAAAAUCAGUUUUAGUUAUGGCCGAUGAAUUGAAACGUAGUUCAGCUGAACUUCCAGAGGACUUGGUGUUAAUGCGUGCUCUACGUGAUAUUAAUAUGCCAAACUUUGUGUAUGAAGAUGUUCCAUUAUUUCAAGGAUUAAUUGCUGAUCUAUUUCCUGGAUUGAAAUGUGAACGAGUGACAUAUUCACAAUUUGAUAAAGCUGUUCGAGAUACAAUUACUUCAAUGCAUAAUGUUAUCGAUGAAGUUCAGAUUGAUAAAGUAGUGCAAUUAUACGAAACAACGAUGACAAGACAUUCGACCAUGGUAGUCGGUCCUACAGGUGGUGGAAAUCGACUGAUGAAUUUACCAACAAAAUUAUAUACAUUAAAUCCCAGAGAUUGUAGUGUUAUUGAAUUAUAUGGCUUUUUGGAUACGACAACUCAACGUCGUUAUAUCUUGUACGAUGGUGAUGUUGAUGCAUUAUGGAUUGAAAAUAUGAACAGUGUAAUGGAUGAUAAUAAACUGUUGACAUUGGCUAAUGGUAAACGAAUUCGUUUACAAAAUCAUUGUGCUAUGUUAUUCGAAGUUGGUGAUUUACAAUUUGCAUCAUCUGCAACUAAACCAUAUUGGGUAAAAUGGUCAACAAUGAGAGAGAAAAAAGAAGAACGUGCUUGUUUAAAUCGUUUAUAUGAAAAAUAUGUUCCACCUUUAAUAUCAUUGAUACUUGAAGGAACUAUUGACGGUAAACAAGGUGAAAAAUUGAAACAAAUUAUACCAUUGACAAAUUUGAAUAUGAAUAGUCAACUGUGUUAUAUGUUAGAAAGUUUAUUAUUACCUUAUGAAAAUACCACUGAUUCACUGAUAGAUCCGAUUUAUGAAUGCUAUUUUAUUCAAGCAUUGUACUGGUCACUAGGUGUUAGCUUAACUGAACUGGCACGAGAAAUAUUCGAUAAACAAGUCAAAUAUCUAUCAUCAAUGAAUUCAACUGAUGAAGGGCCAACUGGUCAAGCUAAAUCUGUAGAUACAAUUCGAAGUGAUUGGUUACUACAAUUGUGUUAUAAAAUAAAACGACCCGUAUUGUUUAUGGGUGAAUCAGGAGCAUCGAAAACAGCAACAAUUAAUGCAUUUUUAAGAAAAUUAAAUCCAGAUCAAAAUCUCGUAUUAAAUAUUAAUUUUUCAUCACGAACAUCAUCAAUGGAUGUUCAAAGAAAUUUUGAAUCUAAUGUAGAAAAACGUGCUAAAGAUACAUAUGGUCCUCCUCCAGGAAAAAAAUUGAUUGUCGAUAUCUGCGGUACUCAACAACCAAUAGCAUUGCUGAAAUUAUUAUUGGAAAAAGGUGGCAUUUCAAUAGUCAAAGAUCUUCCACCAACUCCUAGCAAAUUUCAUUAUAUAUUCAAUUUACGUGAUUUAAGUCGAAUUUAUAAUGGUCUUGUAUCAACAACACCGAAACGUUUUCAAACAGCUGCACAAUUGACAAGAAUGUGGAGAAAUGAAUGUUUACGAGUAUUAUACGAUAGACUAAUCGAUUCACAAGAUAGAAAAAUGGUUGAUGAUAAACUUAGUCGACUGAUAAAUGAUCAACCAUUAUCGAAACCACAUGUAGAAUGCAUAUUUCAUCAACCAAGUUUAUUCGGUGAUUAUCGAACAGCAUUGGAUGUCGGUGAAGCUCGAAUAUACGAGGAUAUUCAAGAUUAUGAUGCAGCAAAAGCACUCUUCGAAAUAUUACAAGAGUAUAAUGAACAAUAUACUCGAAUGAAUUUAGUUUUAUUCGAUGAUGCAUAA